Messenger RNA from Penaeus vannamei (Pacific white shrimp), 2482 nucleotides. RefSeq lists its product as uncharacterized. Gene Ontology annotation, cellular component: nucleus. Lineage: Eukaryota; Metazoa; Arthropoda; Malacostraca; Decapoda; Penaeidae. The record is from RefSeq and is a predicted model, not a curated record. Gene Ontology annotation, molecular function: DNA binding.
AUUAAACGCGAAACCGCUCCCCAUCCGGCAACACCGCGAUAUGUGUUGGAAGCGGCGACUGGCGGGAGACAGUUGGCCGACGCAAAUCUGAAAUGAAUCGUCAAAUAUCUCAAGAUGGAAGAAGGAAAAGCUAUCUACCUCAAGACAUGGCAGAGGCAAUGCUCAAGGUCCAAGAGGGGCUCUUGGCUAUUCCUCAGGCGGCCCAGUUGCAUGGUGUACCCAGGUCGUCACUGUGGUACAACCUAAAAAAAAAUCGCCACUCUCCCCCUGCAACCAAAGAGGGCACAAAUACCCCUAAAGAGCAGAGGACUGUAAAUAAAAUGACUGUAGGAAUAAAGUCUCCACCUGGCUUCGAGAUGAGCCAGCCGUUGAAUUGUUGCUUUUGUGGCCGUGGGGAUGAGAACGAGGUGGAGUUUGGGAAGAUCUAUACGAUUGAUGAUGUGUCGGUGCAUUAUUAUUGCCUGCUGUUCUCCAGUGGAUUGGCACAAAAUGGCGAAGAUGAUGAAGGAGUCCUAGGUUUCUUAGCGGAGGACAUAGUGAAAGAAGUCCAGAGGGGACGGAAAUUGUCUUGUUGUUAUUGUCUUCGAAAAGGAGCAACGAUUGGCUGCUACAAUAAGAAAUGUCGAAGAACAUACCACUACCCAUGUGGAAUAAAACAAAAUGCUCUCUGUAAAUUUUCUAAUGAUUUCAGAUCAUACUGCUCCCACCAUCGUGAAUAUCAGAAGGGCUUUGGGUCUGGAGAGGAAUUGGAAUGUCCGAUAUGCAUGGAAGAGCUGAUUGCCAAUCCCAAUCAGGCCAUCUGGGCUCCAUGUUGCAAGAGAAAAACAUGGUUUCAUAAACUGUGUCUGCAAAGGUUGGCUUUGAGUGCAGGCUACUUCUUCAAGUGUCCCUUAUGUAAUGACAAGGAUGUGUUCCAACUGGAGAUGCAAAAUCUUGGCAUUUUUGUCCCAGAGAAAGAUGCAAGUUGGGAGCUGGAACCAAAUGCCUUCAGCGAGCUUCUUGAGAGACCAAUCCACUGUGAUGCCCCGAAGUGCAAGUGCCCAGAUGGAAGGAAGACGGAUGUGGAAGGAACGAGAUGGGAAGUGCUGCUGUGUAAUCUCUGCGGCUCAACAGGUGUUCAUAUACAGUGUGGUGCUCUGCCCUUUGUCUGCACUGAAUGGAACUGUCCAACAUGUGUAAACAUGUUGUCUGAGAGCUUUAAGAGAACACAACAAGAGGAAAGGCAACGACGACUGAAUGAAAGGAAAAGCAAAAUUUCUGACUGUGAGGAUCUUGCAUCUGAUAACCUUCAGGGCUGUUCCUCCUCUGCUGCUUCUGGUUCUGUUGCCAUGGAUGUCCUAGAGAACAGAGAGACCCUCACUCCAGGCAAGAGAAAGAGAGAGGAUGUGGAAACUGGAAUGGAAACCCCACCAAAGAUGCGGCACUUGGAGGGCAUGGAAUGCUUUUCGAAAAUUACGUAUGCCAGUGAUUCUGAUGAGGAGAUUGACGUUGAGUCGGGGGAAUACCAGGUUCCUCCUCAUACCAAUAUUAGAGAGCUUGAAGAACUUGGGGAGGAACUGCCAAAAAAAUUGAGAAAGCUCAAAAAUUAUGCCUUGUGGGCUCAGGAAAGGAUGCAAGAAUUGCGUUUAACAGAGGCUGACAUUGUUAGAAUAGCCAAGGAGGCUGCACACUCGAAAGAUAUUGCACUUGAUAAAUCUCAGGUGACAAGAUUUUUCAGGUACAAAUUGCCUUUGGAGAAAAUGUUACCAGUAGCAGAAUUGAUCAGAAAGGUCUUUGCUUAUAGAGAAGCCAUGGUCCUGGAAGCACAGACUUCAUCUGCUGGUAAAAAGAAGGGUGGUACUUCCACUCCCUCCAGGAGAGGGAGGAGAAAAUCAGGAACUCCGACCAUAAAGAUUCCACUGCUGAAGACAGCAAUUUCCCAGUCUUUGAUUACCACAGGAAUAUCGCCCAGUCGGAAGGAAAAGCCUCUAGACAUGGAGACAGUAAACACAAACUUACCAGAGAGCUGGUCAAUGUACAGAGCCAGUAAAACAAUAGGCAAACUAACCUCAGGACUUGAUACUGAAACUGAUCCUGUGGACUUUAAGCCAGAUAGUAUAAUUGAAGCUCAGAGUGAGGGCAAAGUCAAAGAGAAGGUACCAGAAAGCAAAGCUGAUGUCAGUGUAACUAAAGAAGACGAGAAUCAUCAGGAAUCUGUGGAUAGGAAUCUCGGUGAGCGUGAAUCAGAAACAGAAAUGUCCUUGUUCUUGUCACCCUUGUCAUCUCAGGGAUCUAUGGGAAGCAAGUCUCACCUAACAGAAACACGAACGAAUAAAGAAAAUGAAGGCGUUAAUCAGGAUGACUUCCAGUCUUCACAAGCCCGUCGUAAGCUCUUAUUAAACUCCAACAAUCAGAUUGCAAAGGAGACCGCUGAAUCCUCGUUGCCAGGAGGAGGAGGAGGAACCACUAAUGAACUGCUUGGAGGGAACCCAUCUACGGAAAG